GCCGUCUAUUUUGACGACUUCCCAAAAGCUAGACCGCUCGACAGUGCACGAUAAAUCUGACCAGCCUUGAAGGAUGUGUUGCCUGAGGACAUGGUCUUGGCACGCUCUAUUUGCUGGCAACUCUUGAAAUGUCUGCCAGAUGAUGCGUAAGCGUUUUUGAGCUUCGCCUGAGGACAUUAUGAUCUGGACUCUGGAUAUAUCUUCCACUCGACCCUCCGAUUAUUCCAGACUCCAAACCACUUCUCAUCUGCUUCUCACCUUCGAUACAGACUUGCUUGCCCACAAAAUCACGCGAUCAAGUCACACCUUGCGUCAAUACGAAAUCUUCUUUACCCAGUGCCUCGUUCACAAUGAGGACCGGAAGUGCGAUCACCGGCCUCGCCGGCCUCGCCUCAAUUUCAAGUGGCGUAACUGCUUCGCUGCCCAACAUCAUCGCAGGCUGCGAUCACAUUUGCAAGCAGCGGAUGCUGUACUCAACACUCGAUGCCGGGGUAAGAUUCGGCGUCGAUCUGGCCUUGGAUGCCUACAAUUCCGCCAAAUGGUGUGCCUCUGAGGAUUCGUGUCCAGCCACCAUCGAUUCCGCGUGCAGUAUGAUCACCAGGAGAUUGAUUAGCGGAGCCGGGCACGUCCUCAGAAAUGGCGAUGAUGUGGAUUACGUCAACUUUGAGGCCAAAUCGUUUCAACAAGCAACAUACUGGGGCGCAGAGUGGGGAUACCGAGCUUUGAACCGCACCAGCGAAGGCAUCGAUAUCAAUCCAGUUGCCAUGAAGCGUUUGAAGAAAACUUUGAAGUACUUCCCGAUAAUGCCAGAGGGAUCGGUUGUCAAUGAAGAGGCUUUCGAGGAGGAAAUGAACAAGCCCUCUCCAGCGAAACCUGCGCCCUUGAUGCAGCCGAGAGAUGUUGCUCCACUUACUUCGACUACCUCGCCGAGUAGAGGUGCUUGUGGGAUCUUGCCUUCGUUCACCACGCACUAUAAUGCGCAAGGGUUGAACGUGACAAUCGACCUCUGUGCACAUUCGAACGAUGCGAUAGGUACAUAUCCUACCCUGACUUCAGCCCAUUCGACAUCGAUGACCGAUUCCGGACCAGUUACUACGACUGUGAAUUCUGCUACAAAUGGAGAGACGCCCACUGCUUCAAAAUCAACAUCGGAAGCGCUGGUCACCGCUAUUCUACCUGGUGGAUCAACCGCGAUCGUGACGGCUCUUCUACCGGCAGGAUCGCCUACUGCGUUACCAGAGACAAGUGACACUGCUGCGAUCUCCGACUCCGCUAGCACGUCUGCUGCUGCAACCACAACACGAAGUUCUCUCGCAACCUCUUCGCACCAUGCAACGAGACCAUCCACUGUCAAUUUUGCCACAACUUUGCCAGCUCACGAUCCGUCGUCGCAGCCUAAAUCCGCAUCUUCGUCUUCUCUCGAACACACAGCUCCCGCCGAUCCGAAAUCCGUUGGAUCCUCAAGUGUGGCAUCUUCCACCCAAAAGACAGCGGGAUCUUCUCCGACCGGCAGCGAUCCGCAUUCAAGCCAAACCUCCGCUCAUCCGCCGAGUGCUGGAGAAAGUUAUGGUGCUAAUGAUUAUGACGAAGACGACGAGCAUGAUGACCAUAAACUCCUCUUGGGACUUGGUGUUGGCCUAGGUCUCGGCGUUCCGGUAGUUGGCGGAGUCCUCUGGGCCUUGGGCGAUCACUUUCUGGUCGAGAAAACGCUCAGCGCCAUCAUCAAAGACACUGUGCUCAAAGGAGCCGUGUGGCUCAAAUCUCUCCUCCAAGCAAAAGACGAGUCAGUGGAUCGCAUUACACAGAUGAGUGCUGAAGAUGCACAAUUUCUGCGCCAGCCAGGCUUGCGCCAGUUGGACGAGACAAACUACCGCUUUGAAAGAAUCAUGCAAGAUUACGUCGACCAGGACAUUCCAGACGUGCGCGCGCGAAUCGAGGAUUUGGAGGGUGAGUUCAAUCCAGAACAGGCUAUGACGCUCCCGGAUGGCACGCUCUUUGACAAUGGACUUCGACGGGUAUUCCGUUACGAAAGGUACAGCCCGAGCCGCGGCAUGAUGGAGAGCGAAUAUGUUCGCCCCGCUGACCCCGGCAACUCACUCAACUAUUAUCUGGAAGACUAUGGCUGGCGUCGCUUCGUCAAAACCACUCCCGAAGGACACCCGGUCCUAAGAAAUGGUCGACCACGCUACACAUGGAAGAGACCUGCAGACUUGCUCCUCAUCGACGAAGACCUCGAGUGGCGAAACGUUCGUUCCCGAUUCGGAAGGCGUGACGCCGACACUUCUAAUCCCGUUUUCGAAUACCUUUCAAACCCCAUCGGCACUCCCGUAGGCGACGACCUCUCCUCUCAACCCAUCAUAAAACUCAACGGAGAAUCCAUCAUCGUCGACAGCGUCGGCCGCGUCCAAGACUCGCUCGGAGACACCAUCGCAGCGGAAAUGCUCCCUUCCGCAAACUCCUCGCCCACGCUCCGAAAAUUUCUGAAAGAUAUCGGCAGCAAGUAUCUUUUGAUCUGGGAUGCUGCGGAUGGAGAAAAUUUGCAGAUCAUCUCGAAGGAAGAGUUUUUGAACAGGCCGGGAAACCCUGUGCUUCGGAAUCCGGCUCGUGGGUCGAUUUUUGGGAAUUCUAUUCCUGCUGCUGCUGGAACUACGACUAAGUAUCUUUCGACGGAUUAUGUUACGAGGACUCAUCAUGUGGACUUUACGACUUUGUAUGAGAGUACGGCACUCGUCACUGGUUCUAUGCCUGCUCCUACUACGCUGGCUACGAUUCGAAGGUGA
Molecule: messenger RNA, 2780 nt
Organism: Pseudocercospora fijiensis CIRAD86
Lineage: Eukaryota; Fungi; Ascomycota; Dothideomycetes; Mycosphaerellales; Mycosphaerellaceae
Exons: 1
Coding region: 351-2780 (809 amino acids)
Source: RefSeq, a predicted model, not a curated record